This is a messenger RNA of Morone saxatilis (striped sea-bass), 2201 nucleotides long. It is a transcript of the gene mmp24, whose product is annotated as matrix metallopeptidase 24. Bases 54 to 1571 code for a protein of 505 amino acids. NCBI's taxonomy places the organism in Eukaryota, Metazoa, Chordata, Actinopteri, Moronidae. The transcript has 9 exons. The record is from RefSeq and is a predicted model, not a curated record. Gene Ontology annotation, cellular component: extracellular matrix. Gene Ontology annotation, biological process: collagen catabolic process; proteolysis; extracellular matrix organization. Gene Ontology annotation, molecular function: metalloendopeptidase activity; zinc ion binding.
GCUACUUGCUGCCUCAUGACGUCCGCACGUCAGACCUGCGGCAGGAGAAAGCCAUGCAGUCCGCCGUGGCCGCCAUGCAGCGCUUCUACGGCAUUCCUGUGACGGGAAUCCUGGACGAGACGACUAUAGAGUGGAUGAGGAGACCUCGCUGUGGCGUCCCAGAUCAUCCUCACACCAGCCGCCGGCAGAGGAAUAAACGCUACGCCCUGACGGGACAGAAGUGGAGAGAUAAAAAGAUCUCCUACAGCAUAUCCAACUUCACCCCUAAAGUGGGAGAGAAGGACACCCAGAGAGCGAUCCGACAAGCCUUCAACGUGUGGCAGACGGUCACUCCGCUCUCCUUCCAGGAGGUGCCAUACUCGGAGAUCAAGAACGAGGGUAAAGAGGCCGACAUCAUGAUCUUCUUCGCCUCUGGUUUCCAUGGGGACAGUUCCCCGUUCGACGGAGAGGGGGGUUUCCUGGCCCACGCUUACUUCCCCGGCGCCGGUAUCGGUGGAGACACGCACUUUGACUCUGACGAACCGUGGACGCUGGGAAACGCCAACCACGACGGUAAUGACUUGUUCCUGGUGGCGGUCCACGAGUUGGGUCACGCGUUGGGUUUGGAGCACUCAAACGAUCCCAGCGCCAUCAUGGCUCCUUUCUACCAGUACAUGGACACGCACAACUUCAAACUGCCUCUGGACGACCUGCAGGGCAUACAGAAGAUCUACGGCAUUCCCACGGCCAUGCUGGAACCCACCAGGCCGUUGCCUACCUUACCUUCUCGACGGCCCCACUCCACUUCCGAACGCAAGCACUCCCGACCGGCACGCCCGCCCGGUGACCGGCCCGCUCUGCCCGGGAACGGAAAACCUAACAUAUGUGACGGCAACUUCAACACUGUGGCCUUCUUCAGACGGGAGAUGUUCGUCUUCAAGAUGAUGAGUCCAGGCCGAUGUGAUAAGUACUGGGUGUUCAAGGAGGUGACGGCUGAGCCGGGUUACCCCCACAGCCUGGUGGAGCUGGGCACCUGCCUCCCCAAAGACGGCAUCGACACGGCACUGCGCUGGGAGCCGGUUGGAAAAACCUACUUCUUCAAGGGGGACCAGUACUGGCGCUACAAUGAGGAGAAACGCACAGCCGACCCGGGAUACCCCAAACCCAUCACUGUGUGGAAGGGAAUACCGGACGGACCACAGGGGGCCUUCAUCAGCAGGGAAGGAUACUACACGUACUUCUACAAGGGGAAGGAGUACUGGAAGUUCGACAACCAGAAGCUGACGGUGGAACCCGGAUACCCAAAGUCCAUUUUGCGCGACUGGAUGGGCUGCGACCAGUCCGACAUGGAGCGCUCCGGCAGCAAGGGUAACCGCGGUGACCGCCAGCUGCCCCUCGACGACGUGGACAUCAUGGUGACCAUCAACGACGUCCCGACGACAGUCAACGCCAUCGCCGUGGUGAUCCCAUGCAUUCUGUCGCUGUGCAUCCUGGUGCUGGUGUAUACCAUUUUUCAGUUUAAAAACAAAGGAGUGCAACAGAACACCAUGACGCAGCACUACUACAAAUACCCCGUGCAGGAAUGGGUAUGACAGGCAACUUUCCUUUGAAGAGGUCAAAGUUCACCGAUUAAAGAGGGUCAAGCUGUCUUCAUAUUGUUAGCUAGCUUAUCUUGGCUAACAGUCAAGAAACGCUAGCAAAAAACAAUGGAAAAUCAGUGCUGAAAGACGCAAAUUGUGCUAGCUAGUGAUAAAAUGGCACACACUGAAAAUGCUCUACAGGAGUAUAUUUAGACAUUGGCUCAAAGUGUGUGUGUGUGAGCGGGAGGGAGAUUUGUGCCUGUCCUGUGACACAAGCACUAAAACAGCAAGGAUACUGAUUCUUUCUUUUCUCGUUCCUCAUCGGGCAAGGACGCUUAAAACAGUUCGCAAAAGAAGGAUUCGCUAAGGGAGCGAUAAACAGCAGAUUUUUCACCUGAUUUGCCCGAAAGCUAAGUGAAAUGGGGUCUUGUGAGCGAUACUGGACUUUGACUCUUUCUUGUGGGACCUACGACACAACUCUCCUUCUCAGUGAAAAGAAAAAGAAAAAGAGGAUUUGGGGCAAAAAGAAUAUGCUCCUUAAAGCCAGACACCACCUCCAAGUUUGUUCUAACAAAGCUUGUACUUCAACUAUUAAGUCAGAUGAAAUUUUAUUUAAAAAAAAAAGUUUUCAAAAUAUCAAAC